CUUAAUCCUUCGGCCCCACAGUAAGGAGGAGUGGGUGAAGACGGGGAGAGGUGAGCGGUAAGAGGUGUGGCCAGAGAAGCCUGUCCACUUGACUUGAUGGCUCAAACACACGCGCCCCCUCCCCCUGUGGUCUUAGCCAUCCUCUCAUCAGUUAGAGAGGACGGGAAGGGAGGCUAUGACGGCACCGCUCUGCUCACGGGGAUAGGACUUUCUGCAUGGAUAUUUGGAUUCUGUCACAGACCUCAGCAUUAUCUUCGGCCUGCUGCAGAAAUGCCUGGAGGCCAGUACCAUGUGACGAGCACCAGACCCCGCCACAGUAUCUACAGCCUGACGGACAGCUCUGAUGUCGGCCCCGAGGAUGAGGAGGCCGACGGCGUGCUGCGCCUCACCCCCCUGCAGAAGCUCACCACCGACAUGUGCAAGGACGAGAAUACCAUCAAGGAGCUGAUCAUAGGCCGCAGGGUGGGCUUCUACAAGGUCCGUGGGGAGAUUGGCUGUGGGACCUUCUCCAGGGUCAAACUGGCCUUCCAUGCUCUGACUAAAGACAAAGUGGCCCUGAAGAUCCUGGAUAAGACCAGGUUGGACAGUCAGGCCCAGCGUCUGCUCUCCAGGGAGAUCAGCAGCAUGGAGUUGCUCCGGCACCCCAAUGUGGUCCAACUGUACGAGGUAGUGGAGACGCCGAGCCGGCUGUACCUGGUGCUGGAGUACGCAGGAGGAGGAGACCUCCACAACAGGAUCUGCAACGACGGGAAACUGUCUGACAACACCAGCAAGAUCACCUUCGCACAGAUCCUUUCUGCCAUUAAAUAUAUGCAUAACAUCAACAUCAUUCACCGGGACCUGAAGGCGGAGAACGUUCUGUUCACCAGCACCAGCUGCGUGAAGGUGGCCGACUUUGGAUUCAGCACGCGGGUUUCAAACCGCAACGAUGCCCUUGACACCUUCUGUGGCUCGCCGCCCUACGCCGCCCCAGAGCUCUUCAGGGACGAGUGCUACCUGGGGCCCCCAGUAGAUGUGUGGGCCAUGGGGGUCUUGCUUUUCUUCAUGGUGACCGGCACUAUGCCGUUCCGCGCAGACACCAUGGGCAAGCUGCGGCGCAGCAUUAUCGAAGGCGCCUUCACCAUCCCUCCCUGGGUGCCCGGCCCCUGCCAGAGGCUCAUCAAGGGCAUCUUGAAGACGGUCCCCGCCGAGCGCUACGCCAUCGACCAGAUGCUGGGCUGCGAUUGGCUCUUACCUGUGGAGUUUCCUUGGUCAUUGGUGCCUCCCGAACCAGUGAGUCCUCUGCAUAAACUGGGACUAAGAGGGGACCUGGAGGAGGAG
Messenger RNA from Morone saxatilis (striped sea-bass), 1320 nucleotides. RefSeq names its product serine/threonine-protein kinase NIM1-like. The record is from RefSeq and is a predicted model, not a curated record. Lineage: Eukaryota; Metazoa; Chordata; Actinopteri; Moronidae. Gene Ontology annotation, biological process: protein phosphorylation; intracellular signal transduction; microtubule cytoskeleton organization. Gene Ontology annotation, cellular component: cytoplasm. Gene Ontology annotation, molecular function: ATP binding; tau-protein kinase activity; protein serine/threonine kinase activity.